UCUCUUCUGACAGAUAAUUUCGACAAGACAGGUGUUCGUGUUUUUGUCCUGCGAUAACGGUGAAAAUAAAAUAAUUUCGUCCAAUUUUCAAAGCAAAUAUGAAAUCCUAAUUAUUCGACAAUAACACCCGUGUAGAUUCAAAAUGUUCGUCGAGGACCUAAAGAACGAUUUCUACAACGUACUUUUAGGGAACAGGGUGUUGUUGUUGGUUCACUACGACGUCGACGCGAUAUGUACGUGCAAGAUACUCCAGGGUCUGUUCAAAUGCGACAAUAUUUCGUAUACUUUAGUGCCCGUGGGGGGUAUCGCGGAGUUGAAGCAAGCUUACGAGGAGAAUAAUGAGGAGAUAAAGUACGUGUGCCUGGUGAACUGUGGGGGCACCAUAGACUUGGUGGAUAUCCUGCAGCCGGAGGAGGACGUCGUGUUCUUUGUGCUGGAUUGUCACAAACCUACAGACGUGUGCAAUGUUUACAGUGAUGGACAGGUGAGACUAGUAUACAAAGAUGAGGAGGAGAAGAUCCCGAACUUUGAUGACAUCUUCAGGGACGAUGAGGAUGAGGAGGAGGAGGAGUCCUCGCGCGGGCGGGACGGCCUGGAGGCGCGCGCGGAGCGCCGCCGCGCGCGCCGCGGCUGGGAGGAGCGCCGCGACACGCUCAUGUUCAACUACACGCAGUUCUCCUACUACGGCAAACCUAGUGCGCUGGUAGCCCUAGAUCUAUCAUGGCUGGUAUCCCGCCUAGGACCUAGGGAAGCCUGGGCUGGAGCAGUAGCGAGUGCGGCGCACGAGGCAUGGGGAGCCCGAGGGGCGGCCGCCUGUCUACUAGACGCAGCUUUACUCACCCGAGCGAGAAGCCACAGCAGUGAUAAUUCAGUGGAGCUAGUUUUAGAGAAAGAUGCCCCUCUGCCUCUAUACCGCUGGUGGUCCCUAGAGAGCGCGCUGAAGCACUCGCCCAGUAUCGGGCCGUUUCUCAAACUACACUCCCUCGCCGGGGUCUCCAGAUUGCGGCAACUGUUAGCUGAUAUGGGAUUCCCGUUACAACAAGCACGACAAGCAUACCGCUCCAUGGAUGUAGAGCUACGACGAGGGCUGCUCGAAGCCCUGGAGACCGCCGGCGGCCGCCUAGGGCUCCGCGAUGUGUCCCGGACCGCGUAUAUACUCAGACGCGCGCACGCGCCGCCUCUGUCGGCGCUGGACGCCGUAUACGCUACUGCCGCGCUGCUCGAACACGAAACCAUACCCCGCUCCGAAGGGUUCCAGCUCGCACUAUCCGCCUUAGACCUAGAGAGCCAAAACGAAAGUCUGCGCCUAGGCAUACAGUCCGCACAACAAUCACUAGAAGCUGUGGCUAGACUUGUCAACGCUACAUUAUCAGCCAGGGCCUUACAUUUGGCUGGACCCUUUACAUACUUCAUCGUUCACGAGGGCACUCCGGAGGCGGCGUGGGUGUCGGGGCCCACCUGGCUCGGGGUGGCGGCGCGCUGGGCGGCCGACGCGGCGGGCGCGCGCGCGCUGGUGGCCAGCGCGCCGCUGGACGCGCAGCGCUGCAUCAUGCUGGGCGUACCGCCCCGGAGGCAGGAACCCGCUAACUUAUUCGGCGCCGCCUUCUCCCAAGCCGCCGCCAAGAGCGGCGUGUCGGUAUCCCUGGACCACGUGGACUCGUCCGUCGUGACGCUGCCCACGGCACAACGGGCGCAGUUCCUGGACGCUCUCACUGCGCUCCUCGCCGAUACCUGAACCAAACUAAUAAUUAGAA
Cydia splendana is the source of this 1754-nucleotide messenger RNA. It is a transcript of the gene Cdc45, whose product is annotated as cell division control protein 45 homolog. Gene Ontology annotation, biological process: DNA replication initiation; mitotic DNA replication preinitiation complex assembly; double-strand break repair via break-induced replication. Lineage: Eukaryota; Metazoa; Arthropoda; Insecta; Lepidoptera; Tortricidae. Gene Ontology annotation, cellular component: DNA replication preinitiation complex. Gene Ontology annotation, molecular function: single-stranded DNA binding; chromatin binding; DNA replication origin binding. Bases 143 to 1735 code for a protein of 530 amino acids. The record is from RefSeq and is a predicted model, not a curated record. The transcript is spliced from 11 exons.